AUGGAGCGGGACAUUCAAGCACCGACAGGCGAUAACCUGCAAUGGACUCAAUGGCAGCUGCUGGAUUCUGUUCUUCCUACUGGUGGGUUUGCUCAUUCCUAUGGCCUCGAGGCCGCCAUUCAAGUUCACAUCGCAGUGGGCCCUGAAGGUCUUAAAACCCAUCUUCUCCAUGUAUUGGACAACACUGGGAGUCUCCUACUUCCCUUUGUGUAUGGCAUGAACAGAAGCCCUGACCUGGAGACAUGGCUGAAGCUCGACAGAUUACUGGAGGCGACACUAACAAACGAAGUAAGCAGGAAGGCAUCGGCCUCCCAGGGGUCAGCACUCUUGAGGGUGGCGGCCUCUGUGUUCUCGGAUCUUUCAAUUAUCAGGCAAAUAAGAGAAAAGUUCUCAGGCUCAGGGGCUGCUCACUUCCACCAUGCAGCUGUCUUUGGGCUCAUCUCUGGGCUUAUCGGCUUUGACAGUGAGACUGCACAGAGGGCCUACCUGUUCAUGACGAUGAGGGACACCAUCUCUGCUGCCACAAGGCUCAAUCUGAUUGGCCCACUCGGGGCUUCAGUCUUGCAGCACCAAGUGGGUCAGAUCGCUGAGAAGCUGCUAAGAAGGUGGAUGGAUCGACCAGUCGAGGAAGCCUGCCAGACUGCUCCUCUGCUCGACGCUGUCCAGGGCUGCCACAGCUACCUCUUCUCUAGGCUGUUUUGCUCAUGA
This is a messenger RNA of Spirodela intermedia, 708 nucleotides long. The record is from the annotation of a GenBank genome assembly. Lineage: Eukaryota; Viridiplantae; Streptophyta; Magnoliopsida; Alismatales; Araceae.